GGGCCCCUCAAAUUCUAUGGUACCAACUAGUAUGUAUUGGAGGGGGGACGGCGGCGCAGGAAAAUAGGGUUAGGCAAUCGCCGAUCGACCGCCUAGUGCUUGAAGCUUGGAGACCUCAGUGGAAAUUGCAAUUCCAGGGGGAUGGAAUCGGACGACGUUUCUCUAGUCUAAUCCUUAUCUGCGACAGCGCGACAGACAUGAAAAUUUGGAGAAGACAUCCACACAUUUCCGAAGGAGACAACUGGAAGGGAAGGAGUAUACAUCCUUCGGCGACCGGCGAUGGGGCUAUCGACCUCGUUUCAGAUGGUUAGGGGAGAAUUCUCCAUGGCAACUGGAAGGAUGCAGAGUUAAGCUGGGCUCAGGCGACCAGGCAGGGUGGCGUCCAGCACAAAAUAGAUGCCCAUUCCAACAAAGACACUGGGCAGCGUGCAACACAACGUUUGAAGCUCGCCAGCGAGAUUGGGGUGCUCGACCAGAAGUAGAUUGGAACUUUCGAACAGAUUUCAGACCUCAACGAAAUGAUCAGCACUAUUGCAGGUCUUCAUACCCGAUACAGAGGAACUCAACUAACAGAAAUAAAGGUUCGAUUCUAACUGGAGAAGAUGAGUUCGAUAUUAACAUUGAGAGAAUGUUUUAAUUUUACAGUUAUGGACUGCUCUACUGUUCGUAUUUCUGUAAUGAAGCAUGGAUUAUCAUCUGUUGCCAUCUAUGAUUUUGCUGGGAUUAAUUGGUUAAAGGAAUCCAUACUCAAAAUCUUUUCAGGUAAUAGAUAAUGCACUAAGUUGGAGUUGAAUAAAUCCCAUAUCGUUUUGUAUGAUGCAAACUUCUUUGGAGGAUUUGUCCGAAUAAUUGAAAGGGGAUGUGAUUCUCUAUUUAUUCCCUAGGGAAGAAAUGGACAAGGAAUAAACUUAUUUCUUAUGGGGAUUGCAAAAGCAAAUACAUUGAUGAACUCAAUUGUCUCCAAAACAUUAGCAAUUGAACAUGAUUUGGGUGAUGUCUUUUCGGAUUUGAGGGGUGAAUUAGACUUUCUACCUUUAAAUGGGGACUAUCCUCACUCUUGUGAAACUAAUAUAUCAAUUUCGGGUGCAUUACUCCAAGCCGAUAUUGAGCAUAUUGAGGAUUAUUCUUUGGUUUUGGUUUCUACAGAUGAUGAUCACUGCCUUGAGCCAAGCUCUUUGGUUUCUAUGGAGGAUGUUCAGUGCAAAAACAUGAAUCCGACCUAAAAUCUGAAUCGAAUAAGACUUUGACUUGUGCUGUUGUGAUUCGGGAUACUUCACAAAGGACAUUAACUUUUGAAACCAAGGAGAGAGAUGUGACAGAUAUCCUUGAAUCUACUCCUCUACGAGUUUCUUUUUCACCUCACUCUGAAUUAUUAGCAGAUGGAUUAGUUUCUCCUCAGACUGCGUUUUUGGAACCUAAUGCUUCGGGUGGAAAUGAUCUUGAGCUAUUAAACCGCGUUGCUGACACGGAAUGGGACUCAACCAAUUCUAGAUUGCUACCUCGACGGAGUGCUCGUCUCAAGGCUAAAAGAUUGGCUAAAUCAUAGGGUCGUUUCUAUCUUUACAGAAUCAGCUUUUGGAUAUUUUGGGGACUUCAUCUCUUUUGGGCAACUCAAUACAUUUUGACGGGGAGCUAAUCAUUUUUACUUUAGGGAUUUGCAGGGCUUUUUUUAUUGUUCACUCUUUAGCGUUUUUUUGUUCUUUCAUCAUCAUUUGUACUCUUCUUUUUAAAUUUUAAUAAAUUUCUGCUUAAUCAAGGUACUUACGAUAGUGCAUUAUUCUUAAGGCUCUAGGUCGGGUUUAUCAUCAUAUGAUUGUAAUAAGAGAUUUAAUUAAUUGAGCGACAAUGACAUGGGGAACCCUAGCCGCC
This is a messenger RNA of Cuscuta europaea, 1869 nucleotides long. Lineage: Eukaryota; Viridiplantae; Streptophyta; Magnoliopsida; Solanales; Convolvulaceae. The record is from the annotation of a GenBank genome assembly.